Ascochyta rabiei is the source of this 2223-nucleotide messenger RNA. RefSeq names its product Translation initiation factor 3 subunit b. The coding region runs from base 1 to 2223 and encodes 740 amino acids. Gene Ontology annotation, cellular component: eukaryotic translation initiation factor 3 complex. Gene Ontology annotation, biological process: translational initiation. The record is from RefSeq and is a predicted model, not a curated record. Gene Ontology annotation, molecular function: translation initiation factor binding; translation initiation factor activity; RNA binding. Lineage: Eukaryota; Fungi; Ascomycota; Dothideomycetes; Pleosporales; Didymellaceae. The transcript has 2 exons.
AUGGCGACUUCAUACGAGAACCUCCCGCUGGAGGAUGACGAGUUCGACGAGUCUCAGAUCGACUUCACCGACAUCGAAGAACAGUUCCAAGUGCGCCUUGACGAGGGUCUCGAUGCCUUUGUCGUUAUCGACGGCCUGCCUGUUGUCCCCGAGGACAGCAAGUCCAAGCUCGUCAAAUUCGUGUUGAGAAAGUUGAACAGCGUGGGGCGCGUCAAGGACGAUGGCGUGCACAUGCCCGUAGGCGAGGAUGGCAAGACUGAGGGCUAUGCCUUCGUUGAGUACAGCGCGCCCGCAGAGGCUAUCGCAGCUGUCAAGCAGCUCCACGGAACCCCGCUCGACAAGAAGCACAUCAUGGCCGUGAACAAGCUCACCGACAUCGACCGCUACGGAAAGGAAGGCCGCAUCGACGAGGAGUACCACGAGCCCGAGAUCGCGCCUUUCGAGCAGAAGGAGCACCUGAGGUGGUGGCUGGGAGACCCAGACAGCCGUGACCAGGUCGCCAUGUACCGCGGUGAGAAGGUCGGUGUCUUCUGGAAUGACCGGGAAGACCAGCCCGAGGUUGUUGUUGACCGUGAGAACUGGACCGAAUCCUUCAUCCAGUGGUCACCACAAGGGACAUACCUUACUUCAAUUCACGCACAAGGUGUGCAGCUUUGGGGUGGCAAGGCAUGGAGCAGGCAGAAGCGAUUCGCACAUCCCGGUGUCAACCUCGUCGACUACUCGCCUGGUGAGAACUACCUGACUACCUGGUCGCACCGCCCGCUGCAGGUCGAUGAGAACCACCCGGUCCCCUCCCUGUCAUUGGAGGACGACGGCAAGAACUACGUCAUCUGGGAUGUCGCGACUGGCAAGCCGCUGCGUUCGUUUGCUACAAUCGACGUUCCCAGCGGUAUUGAUGCCGAGGGCAAUCCCAUCAAGAAGAAGAUGCAGUGGCCGACAUUCAAGUGGUCAGCCGACGAGAAAUACGUUGCUCGUCUGACCCAGGGCCAGUCCAUCUCAGUCUACGAGCUGCCUAGGAUGAACCUGCUGGACAAGUCCUCCAUCAAGAUUGAGGGUGUUGUAGAUUUCGAGUGGGCUCCUGCUACUCCCAAGCGCGAUGGUGUCAAGACAUACGAGCAACUUUUCUGUUACUGGACUCCUGAGCUUGGCAGCAACCCCGCAAAGGUCGGUCUUAUGUCCAUUCCUUCAAAGGAGAUUGUUCGUACACGAAACCUCUUCAACGUGUCUGAUGCUAAGCUUCACUGGCAAUCUGAGGCUGCCUACGUUUGCGUCAAGGUUGAUCGUCACUCAAAGUCCAAGAAAUCUCUGGCCACAAACCUCGAGAUUUUCCGCGUUCGCGAAAAGGGUGUGCCCGUCGAGGUUGUCGACUCCAUCAAGGAUGCCGUCAUCAACUUCGCCUGGGAACCCAAGGGCAACCGUUUCGUUCUCAUCACCACUGGUGAGGUCGUUGUUCAGGCUGCUGUCCCCCCCAAGACUGCUGUCUCUUUCUUCGCCCCCGAGAAGCUCAAGGGCGGUGCUCCCGGUAACUUCCGCCACAUUCGCACUGUCGACAAGAAGAACAGCAACGCCAUUUACUGGUCGCCUAAGGGUCGAUUCGUUGUUGUCGCUGCUCUCCAGUCUCAACAGUCCUUCGACCUUGACUUCUGGGAUCUCAGCUUCGAGAAGCCAAAGGAUGAGGCCGAGAAGGGCGAGAAGGAGCUCAACGCCAACUUGCAGCUCAUGGAUACGGCUGAGCACUACGGUGUAACUGACAUCGAGUGGGACCCUACGGGCCGCUAUGUUGCCACUGUUGCUAGUGCUUUCCGUCACCGCAUGGAGAACGGCUACCACCUGUACGACUUCAAGGGUGCUCUUCUGCGUGAAGAGCACAUUGAUGGCUUUAAGCAGCUUCUGUGGCGUCCUCGUCCUCCUACACUUUUGUCCAAGGAGGAGCAGGCCGAGAUCCGCAAGAACCUUCGUAAUUACAGUAAGAUCUUCGACGAGCAGGAUGUUGCCAAGAAGAGCUCCGCCAACCGCGCCGUCGUCGAGGCUCGCAGGGAAACGCUCCAGGAAUGGAACCAGUGGCGUGAGGAGGUGCAGCAGAGGCUGCGUGAGGAGGGUGCUGAGCUUGAGAUCAGCGCUGGAAAGGGCGAGGUGCCUGGCGAUGCUGGCGAUGCCGAGACUGAGGAGAUUGAGGAAAUCGUCGAGGAGAUCAUUGAGGAGACUGAGGAGAUCAUCAAUUAG